AUGUCUAGACAGUGUUUAUCGUCCAAGACAAAACUGAGUAUUGCACCACAAGAAAUUCCCGUUAUAGUUCGGCCAAAAUUUCGCCUCGAAGAGCAAAUAAUUCAAAUAGAAGCUAGCCCCGGUACAACCGAAACCAAAGGAUUACCACGUAUUGCUUCACCUCAAAGGGAGCCUGAAAUCUUGGAAAAAAUAUCUGCAACCAAAGAAGAGGCUUUGUUUGGACGAAGAAUGGUCUACAAGGGCGUGAAUGCACUUAAAAGGCUAAGGAAAGCUCUCUCCCAGUCAACGCAACAGGAAGAACAAACAUCAAACCCGGUAUUACCGGCGGAGCCGCCAAAAAAUCAAAAUGAGUUAAAAAAACGUGACCUCCCAAAACAGCCGAUCCUCCUUUCAAAUGAAAAAAUGGAAGAAUACUUGAAAAGAUUGCUAUUUCAAGUUUAUGGGGAAAAUUUGGAUUUGGACAGGUGGAGAUCUGUUUCACUGUCCGAUUUGAAGCACAAAUUUUUUAUAGUUGCAACGGUUAUGCAGGACCUCAAUCGGGAAAUAUACAAUACAGACCUUCUUUACUUGGAUAGCAUGGACGAUCUUUUUAGUUAUCUUCAAAUCCCUCGACAAACUAUUUCCAUAGAAAAGGGAAAUCCAAUUAAAGAGGUUUUUGUCAACUACUCGCCCGAUUCUAUUCCACAAAAUCUUGAUACGGCCCAAUAUAAAAACUCUGUUACAUUAAAAGAAGAGCGCGCUAGAUUUUUGAACGAAAACUAUCAGCUACAUUUAUCUUAUCUAGCGUCAAAAAAAAAGAAUGACGCCACCAAUGAAUCUCGUGGAAAUAUAAGUUAA
This is a messenger RNA of Mitosporidium daphniae, 837 nucleotides long. RefSeq lists its product as uncharacterized. The record is from RefSeq and is a predicted model, not a curated record. Bases 1 to 837 code for a protein of 278 amino acids. Lineage: Eukaryota; Fungi; Microsporidia. The transcript has a single exon.